Molecule: messenger RNA, 4431 nt
Organism: Psammomys obesus (fat sand rat)
Lineage: Eukaryota; Metazoa; Chordata; Mammalia; Rodentia; Muridae
Gene: Gdpgp1
Product: GDP-D-glucose phosphorylase 1
Exons: 5
Coding region: 913-2070 (385 amino acids)
Biological process (GO): glucose metabolic process
Cellular component (GO): cytoplasm
Molecular function (GO): GDP-D-glucose phosphorylase activity
Source: RefSeq, a predicted model, not a curated record
CGCUGUCUUCCUUGGUGCGUCUGCGCGCAGAGCCUUGGGAUGCGUCCGCUUCGCCUGGGGAUGAGCUGGAGACCUCAUCCCCAUGUGCGGGCGGGUAACCUCCGGACUCAGGCUGGCACCGGGGCUGGAGGAGGUCCGGUGGCUCUCUGCCGAGAGGGGCAAUCCCAGACUGUCUGACUGGACCCGAGCCGCGGCCCCGCCACCGGCGCUUGGCUUGCUGGUUCUUGAAACUGUUUCCUGGAUUGUGCACUUUAUCGCCCCUCCGUGGAACAAGUGACCAGGACAUUCAAAUAAUUACCAGAUGCAUGUACGAAUGAACAGAUUUACACUGCGUGAAGAAGUGAGGAUUCCAAACUCUUAGGAGGAGGAAAGGUGGAUUCUGGGACAGUUAAUCUUGGCGGGUCAACUUGCCUGGAUCUGAAGUCAAGUAGAAGGCAAACUGCUGGGCACUCCUGUGAGGGGUUUUCUUGAUAUGGUUGUUUGAAGUGGGAGAACCCACUGCGCAGCGCCCUCAGAUGGCAACUCACACAAGAGAAACGGAAGAAGGAAACUCUGCUUUUGGCCUGUUGGCCUUGGCUUGCUGAUAAGUGUCUGUCCAGUUCCUACCACUAUGCAGUUCCUUUGCUGACAUUAGAAUCAACUUCUUCCAGCUUCUGGCUCAAACUGAAGACCAGCAGCUCUUCAGGAACUAUCCAGGCGUUCAGCACCAGAUUGGAACUGCUGAGAAAUCAUCCUUGUGGACUGAGCAACUACCAUUGUUGGUCUUCCCAGACCAUAUGGAGAUUCAUAACACAGUCCGAAUGAGGGGGUCUGGUUCAUUUCAGUUCCUUUUCUUCCAAACUAGAUGGAAGGGACUGCUCCAGUCUGUGCCUUCUCCUUAUCUGUGAUGACCAGGCUGUAAAGGUAGCCUUCAUGGCUUUUCCACAUGAUUCACAGGAAACUUCCUAUCUGCUGCCUCCGAACCCUGAGGACUGGGAAGAACAAGGCAUCCCUGACUUUGUCUACGGACAGAAAGACCUCGUAGGGAAGGGAAUUCAGUGGCCAAGGAAUUCACCCAGUGCCCUGGACACGCCUCCACUGUCCCGCUUCGACUCUGCCCUCCGCUCUGCGUGGAGGCAGCGGGUGGAACUGGGCCUGUUUCGAUACUGCCUAGAAGAUCUGCAGACCCAAAUCCUGCCUGGUUCCGUGGGAUUUGUAGCUCAGCUGAAUAUAGAGCGAGGGGUACAGAGGAGGUGCCCCCAGAAUAUCAGAAGUGUGAGACAGGAGUUUGACCCCGACCAGUUUAACUUCAAUAAAAUCCGACCCGGAGAAGUUCUCUUCCGUCUGCAAAGGCAGCCUAAUGGCCCGGCUGCUCCAAAGCAAGAGGACAUCCUUGUGGUGAUCAAUGUCAGUCCGCUGGAGUGGGGUCACGUACUGCUGGUGCCUGAGCCUGCUCUUGGGCUCCCCCAGCGCCUGCUGCGGGGAGUGCUGCGGGCCGGGCUUGAAGCUGUGCUACUGAGCUCGCACCCCGGCUUCCGGGUUGGCUUCAACAGCCUGGGAGGUUUGGCCUCUGUGAACCAUCUCCACCUGCAUGGCUACUACCUGGCCCACCCACUGCCUGUGGAGGGUGCGCCAAGCACACCCCUAGACCCAAAGGGCUGUAUACACCUGCUGCAGACGCUCCCAGCUCCCGGCUUCCUCUUUUACGCCACCGGUCCAGGGCCUGAGUUGGAAGCCUUGAUUAGCAGGGUAUGCAGGGCUACGGAUUACCUGAGUGACCAUGACAUCGCACAUAACUUAUUUGUGACCCGGGGAACUCCACCCGGGCCGGCACCGUCAUCCUCAGAUCGCACGGGCAUCAGAGUCAUUCUGUGGGCCCGCAAGUCCAGCUUUGGAAUAAAGGAAAGUGGGGCUUUCAAUGUUGCACUCUGUGAACUGGCUGGCCACCUGCCUGUCAAAACAGCCCAGGACUUCAGCUGCUUGACAGAAGCAGCUGCAGUGGCCCUCAUUCAGGACUGCCUGCUACCCCGAACUCAGGCAGAUGAGGUGCAGGCAGCGCUGGUGGCCCUGAUGGCCCAGGAAGAAUUAUGAAUCUUUAGAAGUUGUGUUUUUUUGUGGGAAGAAUGCUUGCUGUCAAGCCUGUUGACUGAGUUAGACCUCCAAAGCCCAAGUGGUAAAAUCCACAUGCGUACAAUGGCUCAUACACACCCAUACAUGUACACACACACAAAUGGAGUCUGCUGUAUUGCUCAAGCUAGCCUCAAACUCCUCAGAUCAAAGAACUCUGCCUUAGUUUCCUGAAUCAAUGGGACUCCAGCUUUGCCUAUAACUAGUAGGCUGACUUUGCCCUCCCAUGUUGUAUUUGGCACAAGACUUGAACAAGAUCAAGCCAAGCCAACCAACAUUCCAACAUAGAUAAGAAAAGUCUUUGGAGACACAGUUUUUCUUCUUAGGAAAUCUACUUUUUUGUUUGCUUUGAGACAGGAUUUGUCUACAUAUUCCUGGCUGUCCUGGAACUUACUGUAUAGACCAAGCUGGCUUCAAACUCACAGAAAUGGGAAGCCUGACUUCCCCUCUGAGUUUUGGGAUUAAAGAUGAGUGCCACAACACCCAAUGUUUUUAGAAAUGCUAGUGAGCACCUAGAACUCACUAUGUAGCUCCAAAUGACCUUGAACUUCUGAAUCUCUUGGCACCUCCCACAUGCUAGGAGGUCACAGGAGUGUGCAACUAUGCUUGUUUUAUGGUGUGCUGGAGAUCAAACCCAGGAUUCUGUGCACAUGUUGUAGUGAAAAAAUAGUGUGGGCUAUGUAUUAUUGAUUGUAUUACUUAACUGGCUAUCACAAAUAAUGAGACACAACACCUGAUAGGUUUAUAAUUUCCUCAUUUACCUUGGGCAGGGCAGAUACUUCACUUACACUGUCUCAAUAUCCUCACCAUCCACCUCCCAUCCCCCAUCCCAUGCCAUCCACCUUAAUUCUCCUCAAUUGGACUACCUUCUAUCCAUAAUCCCAUGUUACUUGCUUAUAUUCUUCAUCUGGGCCUUUUCACGCCAUUACUGGAGUCCUUCCUCAGCCCAUGUGGUGUUUUCUCCAGGCUAACACAUCCUGGCAUCCUCUUCCUUCGGUCUGUUUGUCCUUCCUGUGAUUCUUCUUGGGCUUCUCCAAAGCCUAGAACCUUAGCCACACCUACCCCAUUCUUCCCUACAGGUACAAGCUGUUUAAUUAGCCAAUCAGAUAUAAUGACUUAAACAGGUUUACCCAGAGGGCCAGUAAUUAGCAUUAGACUAACCUCCAAGAUGCAUAUUUGGCCAUCCUUGCUAUCCAACUCCUGUACAUCUCAACCCCAUGUAUUUUUUAAAAGUUACAUCUUAUUUAUUUUAACGUAUUUCUGUGUGUUUGAGUGUGUCUAGAUCAGAGGAUAAAUUUUGGGAGGUCAGUACGUUGUGCCAGAUUCACAAGCCCCCAAAAUACUGCCAAGAGUUGUGUCUGUUGCAGAACACAUGAGAAUCUCUUUAUUUGAAGCUAGAGCUUGGGCUCACACCCUCACCUCUCAGUAGUUGAGAGUAGAGCCCGGAGCUCAGGGUAGGUGGGUGAUUCAGUCCUUCCCAGUACACCCAAAGCAGGGGAAAUCCAGCCUAGCAAGCGUCUGUUGGUUGAAACCCAAAGGGGGAUGUUGCAUUUUGAACUGAUUGGCUGUGGGGUGCCAUUAACUGUCUGGCUUCCCUUGUUUGGCUGUCCUAGGGUAGAGGGGCAUCUGGGCCAGUUUCCUAGCAACUAUCUCUAGUGGGCAGGAAAAGAAUGCAGUAAGGCUGGUUCCUCCCUGCAGGUAGCUGGACAUGUCUCCACCUGUCUGGCCUUUGUUCAGGCUUGUGCUUUAAACUUUAAUCCAAUAACCCAAAAAGCCAGUUUUUAAUUCUUUGGUGUCUCAAGUUCUCUCCUUUCACCUUGGGGAUGCUGAGGAGUCUCUAACUCAGAUCUGAAGGCUCGUUGCCUUUACCUGCUGAGCCAUCUUGAAGUCCCACCCUUGUUUUUUUAUGCAAAUACAUUUAUUUGACUUGAAAAGUUACUACCAGAUGAUAUCACUUUUAAGUCAGUUAUGAUUCUGAGAACUAUAACACAGAGCUUGACCAGGGUACAUCAAGUUCCAAAUAUAUAACCUUUUUUUUUUGUUUGUUUGUUUUUGAAGACAGGGUUUUUCUAUGUAGCUUUGGCUGUCCUGGAACUCACCCUGUAGACCACACUGGCCUUCACCAUUUUUUCUUUUUAAUAAUCAUCUCUUGUUAUAGGUAUGAUUUCUAAGAAGAUACUGUAUACUUUGCAUAUGUAUCUUACAGAUUUCCAUCUAAGUGUUAAGCUCACUUUCCUGGAAAAUGUUAUGCUCAACAGCAUUUUAAAAUUAAAGGAAGAGUUUGAUUAUAUAUGUUUCAAAAUAAAUAAGCAUGUAUUAAACAGA